Amoebophrya sp. A25 is the source of this 197-nucleotide messenger RNA. Lineage: Eukaryota; Dinophyceae; Syndiniales; Amoebophryaceae. The record is from the annotation of a GenBank genome assembly.
UACAGGUGGGGACAGCAAUGGCGAGAUUAUUGAUGCGGGAAACCAGGACGCUCCUGAGUUGGGAGAGGACGGGAACAUAAACGAGCAAGAAGAAAUCGCUGCACCAGAGAUGAAUGACGUCGCAUCAAGAACUUUGCUCGUAAAACGUAAACAAGAAGUGACCGAGCGCGCAGCUACAGCGGCCCUGCUUACUGGAC